GGUGCAUUUUCGGUGCAUUCCACGCCGUGAUGGUGGCUUUGAUAAAUAUCGACAUUCCGCGGGUCGCGAGAAAAGUGUGUAAUGACGCAUAAAAUGGAAUUAUAGUCAAUUUUCGAAUUAAGUCUAUUUGCCGUUCAUAAUAAGCAAGCCUGACGGCGCCGCGAAGGAAAUAUCGCGACUCUCGAUUGGUCGCGUCGGGGAUCGAUAAAGUCAAGUCUAUCGUUGCGCGCAGGUUUGCGUCGCAUGCGAUUUCACUGCUACGUGCCUAACCGCCGUCGAAAUGUCAGCAACGAUGACAGCCAAGCUCCAGGAUGACAUGAACAGUAUACCAUUAGCCGACGAUGAUCCUCAAGUGAUAAUACCAGAAGAAGAAAUUUUGGAUAAUGCCUCACAUAUAUCAGAUGCAUUAGGCAGAGGACGUAGUAUGGAUUCUAUUCCAUCGACAUUUACUAAUGGGAGCUGUAGUCCAAAUAGUUUAGAUCCAGACAUUAGCCCAGAUGAGCAAGAAGAGAAAGCUAGACUGAUCGCACAGGUCCUUGAACUGCAAAAUACUUUAGAUGAUCUGUCACAGAGAGUGGAUAGUGUGAAGGAGGAGAAUCUCAAAUUAAGGAGUGAGAACCAAGUUUUGAGCCAGUACAUUGAGAAUUUAAUGUCAGCAUCCAGUGUGUUUCAGUCGACAAGUCCUAACACCAAGAAGAAGUGAAAUACUGAAAUAAUUAAAUAACUUAGAGAAAUUGUAAACAAGCUACAGUGAUCUUGAAAUAAUUGUGAUUCUUUCGACUGUUUUGGAAAGUAUAUGCGCACGCGCGCUUAAUUACAAGAUUUUAGCUUAGCAAAAGACACCGCGAUGUUUUUAAAAGUAUCUGUCGAUAUAUUGCUUAAUUUGCUUUUGUUAGCUUGUACAUAUUUCUUAUGAAGGAGAAGGAAUAUCCCUUAAAAACUCCACUUUUUCUCAGCCGAAUAAUCAAAAUAUUUUUUUUUAUAAUUAAGACUAUUUAUAAUGCAUCCACUGUGAUUGUGACUUGAAAACACGCUUGGAAUGCUUAUAAUUAUUAUUAUGCACCUCUGAAGAAAACAGUUUUUCUUUUUCACAAUCUUUAAAAUAUAAAUACUUAGUAAAUUUUUAAAGAAGGAAACGUUACUAAAUAAUAAUUUAUUAUUAUUAUAUACCAUACGAAACACGAUUAAUUUUAUUAGGAUUAGGUUAAUUCCUAUGAAAUUAAUAAGAAUAAUAUAUUUGUUAUCGUUCUACCGUCUGUCAAAGAUAAUAUGAUUUAUUUACCUCGAAUAUUUUCCAUAUUAGCGGGUAUAUAAUGUAAAGUAAAAAUGGAAGCGGAAGAAUCUUUAAAUAAUUUGAUAAUUGUAUUUUUUAUUAUUUAUUUAAAACAUAUUGGUAACUUUAAUUAUUUAUCGUUUAUUCUUUGCAUUUAUCCGAAUCUUCAAAAAUUUAUUCGACAUGCACACUUCACGUUUGCAAUGCAAAACUAAAUAUUGAAGCAUUCGAAGUCACGUACUUCUCGCGUUGGAGAAUGUUUUCUUUUUUCAUAGAAAACUUUUGCUUGAAAAUUUCGACAUAUUUAUACAUAUAUGCAUUGUAUGUAGAUGUACAAAAGAGAUGACGUAUAAUUAUAUACAAUUAUAAUAUGCUAUAAUAUAUUAUGACAAAUUGAUAUUCGCGUAUACGCUACAAGCAAGAUGGCCGCCAUUUUUCGCUGUUUACGACGGAACGAUUUUCAAGUUACAUAAACCACAAAUUAUGCAAUCAUCUUGCUUGUAAGCGUAUCGAUUUGGCGAUUGAUAUAUGUUAACAAAUAUAUAUUUACUGCAAAAUGAAGAGAAACUGCGACUUGCGAUAGAGUUUCAGUUUGAGGGCACAAGCAGAAUGCACAAUCCCAAAUUAUCCCAUUGUUGAGUGACACAGUGUUAUAAUAAACAUUAUAUUCUAUUGGAA
Harpegnathos saltator (Jerdon's jumping ant) is the source of this 1951-nucleotide messenger RNA. RefSeq names its product short coiled-coil protein B. NCBI's taxonomy places the organism in Eukaryota, Metazoa, Arthropoda, Insecta, Hymenoptera, Formicidae. Gene Ontology annotation, cellular component: trans-Golgi network. The record is from RefSeq and is a predicted model, not a curated record. The transcript has 4 exons. The coding region runs from base 281 to 703 and encodes 140 amino acids.